Messenger RNA from Nicotiana tabacum (common tobacco), 1075 nucleotides. Its product is annotated as BAG family molecular chaperone regulator 3. Gene Ontology annotation, molecular function: protein-folding chaperone binding; adenyl-nucleotide exchange factor activity. NCBI's taxonomy places the organism in Eukaryota, Viridiplantae, Streptophyta, Magnoliopsida, Solanales, Solanaceae. Gene Ontology annotation, cellular component: cytoplasm. Gene Ontology annotation, biological process: protein stabilization. The record is from RefSeq and is a predicted model, not a curated record.
UAAAACAGUUGGCGCAUGUCGGUGGACAGUGGGGGGAUAGUUAGUCUUUACAACUUCCCCGUAAUAUUUUCUCCGGUAACAGUUGCCGGCGAAGGUAAGAAAAUGAUGAAGAGAAAACUGAAAUUCAACGGCAGAAAAGCCGAUAGGACGACGUCGACCGCCGCUGCCGCCGUCAAAGAGGAGGUAAUAGAGUGGGAGAUGAGGCCCGGAGGCAUGUUAGUCCAGAGACGGAGUGAUAAUUCCGACGUUCCAAUAACACUGAAUUUACGGAUUCGUGUGGCUUAUGCUGCUGCUCGGUACGAGAUCUCCGUCAAUCCUCACGCCACUUUUGGGGAAUUAAAGAAGUUAUUAACAGAAGAAACAGGAUUACAACCUGGAGAACAAAGACUAAUAAUGAGAGGGAAAGAAAGAGAAAAUGGAGAAUAUUUAGACAUGUGUGGAGUCAAAGAUCGAUCAAAAGUCAUCCUAAUCGAGGAUCCAGAAAGCAAAGAGAAAAGAUUCAUGCAGAUGAGAAAGAACGCCAAAAUCCAAGCCGCACAUCGCUUGAUUAACGAUGUGUCAGCGGAGAUUGAUAAACUGGCUGAGCAGAUAUCUGCAAUUGAAAAGUCAAAUGGAAAUGGGAAGAAAGUAGCAGAAUUACAGAUCACUACUUUGAUUGAGAUGUUAAUGAGACAAGCUGUCAAGUUGGAUAACAUCUCUGUAGAAGGAGAUGCAUCUGCCCAAAAGAAUUUGCAGGGACAAAGAGUGCAAAAAUGUGUGGAAACCCUUGAUGUGCUAAAAAUAGCCAAUGCAAAAAUAAAGCCAGUUAUAGUCACCACUAAGUGGGAAACUUUUGAUCCUCCUCCUGCCACGACAAAUUGGGAAUUAUUUGAUUGAUUUCUUUUAAAAAUCUCUUUCACUUUUUAUCUUUUACUUUUCCAGUUUUUUUCUCUGUAAUUUACUAAGGAGAUUUAACAGUUGUUCAAGUCGUGCUUGUAGCUUCUCUUCUACUGAUUCGCCAAUAAAUGUUUCUGCAGUAUUUGUAAAUGGGAAAUAUAAUUCCAAAUCCUAGCUCACACAGUGAGAAAUCUAGCUA